UGAAGCUCUCUUGGCCCUUCAUUAAUUACAUUUAAAUUUCCCGCGCAUUAGCUUCCACCACUAUCAUAAUAAUAUUAUCUGUGGUGGAAGCUAUGUUCAUUCCAUAAUUGGAUUUGCUCUCUGGCUUCGGACAUUCAAAAAUAUAACGUGCUUUCUUAAUAGAUUAAAAAAACUUGCAGAUUUAAAAAAGGGUGAAGCAAUAUCUUUCAAUGUUGUUUCUCUUUGCAGAGCAACAACUUGGUUCUUUGUUUCAUUACAAAACACAUUACAAAACAACAUUGAUUAAAGCUUUUAGAAACAAUGGAUAAGUUGAAGUUUGAAUUUAUUGUGAAACCAGGUGAAGAUCCAAAAACAAAUGUUAUUUGUAUAACCUCAAUAACAGAUACCGAAAAAAAUGUGUUCUUAAUGCCGGAAAAAUUACAACCGGUGAAACUACACGAUGCGGUAAUAAAAACCCAAACUUUUCAAAAAGUAAAAGCUACGUUGCAAAGAAGACACGAAAAAAGGCAAGUAUGGAUUUCAGCAACAGCAGAAUUACGUGACACUUACAUGGACCAAGACGGAAAUAUGCAGUUCCAAGGAUAUUUACUGGAGGAGAUUACAUCAAAAACACAACAACAGAUUUUUACUAAUGAAACUUCGACGGAAACUCUUACAAGAAUCCUGGAAAACUUUGCUGAAUUGAAGAAGGAAUCUAAACAGUUUAAUUUAAAACAAAUAUCUGAAAUGUUUGUAAUAGAAAAAUUCACAAAAAAAACCUCAAGUGUAACACAGUGGAUGAUCAUCUUUGAAGCUGAAUGUACUCGUAUAGGUAUAGAUGUAGAUAUUCAAAAGAUUCAAGUGCUUAGGCUAUUUCUGGAUGAUUCUUGUCAAGAUUGGUAUAAUUCUAUGCUUAUAAAAUAUACAAUUAAUUCAGAAUGGGGUAUUUGGAAAAAAAGCUUUUGUGAAACAUAUGUGAACAAAGGCUGGACACCAAUAAGGUAUGCUAUUUUGUUCAAAUAUAGGCAGGGCUCAUUAUUGGAAUAUGCUCUCAAGAAAGAGAGGCUUUUAUUAGAGGUUAACAAAUUAAUAGAUAGACCUACCUUGAUUGAUUUAAUUGUAACAGGGCUGCCUAAUUUUAUAGCGGAUGAAAUUGAUAGAAAUAAAUUAAGAGAGACUGAAGAUUUAUUUAGUAUUAUUCGGGGCUUGGAACACUUAAUGAAUAAAAGGACUGUGGAGAAAAAGGGAAUAGAUUCGGAUUAUAAAAUAAAAGAAAAAAAUUUCAGAGCCCGACCAUGCAAAAUCUGUGAAAAAGAAAAGAAGGGAAUUAGGUAUCAUUCAGAAUCUGUAUGUUGGUUCAAAAAUAGAGAUAAUGAUUGCUCUAAAAAAGAGUCAAUUAGGAAUGUUAAUAAUUCUGAAUUAGAAAUAAGUUUAAAUGAAAUAGAUCCAAAAAACUAAUUAUUCCACCAUUAAUCAAAGUUAAGCUUAUAAUAAAUGAUUCCUUAGAAAUAUUAGGUGUUUAUGAUUCAGGAUCAAAUGUAAGUUUAAUUAAUUCAAGACUAUUAUCCUUAAAAAAAAAAAAAAACAAUAAUAUCAAUAACCAAGCAAAUUUAAAAACGAUUAAUGGUGUAAAAAAGUCAACAGGAAUAGUAACAUUAAAGAUAAAGAUUUUUGAAAUAGAAAAAAAUAUGAAUGUGUUUGUAAUUGAUGAUCAAAACUUUGAUUAUGAUUUUCUGAUUGGAUUGGAUUGUAUAAAAUCUUUUCAACUUAUUCAAAAUGAAAACUUGAAAAUCACACAAAAUCUAAACAAAAGAGAAAAAAAACAAAAUAAUGAAAAUAUUCCUGGCUUCACAGGUAACAAAAUUGAAAACAAACAA
Bombyx mori (domestic silkworm) is the source of this 1856-nucleotide messenger RNA. RefSeq lists its product as uncharacterized. The transcript has 2 exons. Lineage: Eukaryota; Metazoa; Arthropoda; Insecta; Lepidoptera; Bombycidae. Bases 301 to 1437 code for a protein of 378 amino acids. The record is from RefSeq and is a predicted model, not a curated record.